Anopheles marshallii is the source of this 3642-nucleotide messenger RNA. It is a transcript of the gene Asap, whose product is annotated as arfGAP with SH3 domain, ANK repeat and PH domain-containing protein. Gene Ontology annotation, cellular component: cytoplasm. The record is from RefSeq and is a predicted model, not a curated record. Gene Ontology annotation, biological process: positive regulation of GTPase activity. Lineage: Eukaryota; Metazoa; Arthropoda; Insecta; Diptera; Culicidae. The transcript is spliced from 15 exons. Gene Ontology annotation, molecular function: GTPase activator activity; protein binding. The coding region runs from base 1 to 3642 and encodes 1213 amino acids.
AUGCCGGAGCUUAUUGGUGUCGGGGAGUUCCUCGAAGAAACUCGAGAGGAUUACAACUCUCCGACAACGUCCACGUUCGUGUCCCGUAUGGUUCAGUGCCGGCAAACCAUUGCAGCGCUAGAAGAGACAUUGGAUUUCGAUCGUGAAGGAUUAACAAAACUUAAAAAAGCUGUCAAAGCCAUCCACAAUUCCGGAAACACCCAUGUGGACAACGAGAUGUGCUUGGUGCGAGCCCUGGAACGGCUCGGGUCGGUUGCUUUGUCCAAAGAGGAACCGGACAUUGGAGCAGCGUUCUUGAAAUUUUCCGUUGUAACCAAAGAGCUAAGUGCGCUAAUGAAAACAUUGAUGCAAAACAUCAACAAUAUUGUGAUGUUUCCUGUCGAUUCUCUGCUCAAGUCGGAACUGCGUGGUAUGAAAGGAGAGAUGAAACGACCCUUCGAUAAGGCGGCCAAAGAUUACGAUUCCAAACUGAUGAAAAUUGAGAAGGAAAAGAAGGCUCUCGCCAAAGAAGUUGGCAUGAUGCGAACAGAGGUUACGCCUGCCGAAAUAGCGGAGGAAAUUGAAAAGGAAAGACGUGUGUUCCAGUUACAGAUGUGCGAGUAUCUUAUAAAAUUCAAUGAAAUUAAAACCAAAAAAGGGAUCGAAUUGCUACAGCACUUGGUUGAAUAUUAUCAUGCUCAAAAUAACUACUUUAAGGAUGGUCUAAAGACAAUCGCCCACUUCGGUACAUACAUCGAGGAACUCAGUAUUAAACUACAAACCAUACGCCACAAACAGGACGAGGAACGUCGGAAGCUACUGGAAUUGCGUACCCUCUUGCGUUCCACGCCAGACUUUGAUCGUGUGGAAAAUGUUCCACCCGGCGACAAAGGUGGAGCGGUCGGGUAUUCAUUACAUCAAUUACAAGGCGAUAAAAAUCAUGGCAUUACACGCAGUGGACACUUGCUGAAGAAAAGCGAGGGCAAAGUGCGACGCGUAUGGCAAAAACGGCGAUGCCGCGUAACAGCCGAUGGAUUUCUAGACAUUUGCCAUGCAGACGAAACCAAAGCACCGACAAGGGUAAAUCUGCUAACCUGUCAGAUAAAACCUCUAGCGGACGAUAGGAAAGGCUUUGAUUUAAUUAGUUAUAAUCGGUCUUAUCACUUCCAAGCGGAGGACGAGGCGGACCAGAAGGCGUGGAUGUCGGUAUUGAUCAACUGUAAAGAGAAGGCCCUAGCGAAAGCAUUUCAGCAUGCCAAUCCACAGAUGAGUCCCAGCUUAAUAGAGUUGCAAAAAACCGUCAUUAAACAUAUACAAAAUUUGCCGGGGAAUGAUCAGUGCUGUGACUGUGGUUCCCGGAAUGAUGUCACAUGGAUAAGCUUGAACUUUGGCAUACUGGUGUGCAUACAAUGCUCGGGAGUGCAUCGAGAUCUGGGCGUACAUCAUUCACGCAUACAAAGUCUAACGCUGGAUAAUCUGACUACUGCACAACUUCUCGUUGCCCGUGCGAUGGGCAAUAAUGCGCUGAACGAAGUGAUGGAGGCCACCCUUGCGCAAGGAAAACUUACGCCGGAAAGCUCUAUGGAGGAACGAUACGAUUUCAUUCGUGCUAAAUAUGUAGCUAAACGAUACGUAAUGCGAACAUGUGCCGACGAUCGAGAUCUUCGAAGCGACUUAGAACAAGCCAUCAUUAACGCUGACCUUGGUCAACUGUUACAAGUUUGGGCAGAGGGUGCAGAUUUAACUUGUGUUUUGCCAUCAUCGGAUUUUGGUGAAACAGCUCUCCAUUUAGCGGUGCUGCGAGAAAUGGGAUCUACGUUGCAUAUUGUGGACUUCCUUAUUCAAAAUAUGACUGCGCAGGGUUUGAACAAACAAACCAAUCCACCCGGUCCGAUGGAAAUGAGUGGCAAGAACACUGCACUGCAUCUAUGCGCACUGCACGAUCGUCGGGAGUGCAUGAAGUUAUUGCUUCGUUCUGGCUGUGAUUGCGAUAUUCGUAAUUCUCAGAAUAAGCUUGCGUUGGAUAUUGCCAAAGAGAUGGGAAAUGAAGCUUGCAAAGAAUUGAUUGAACAUGCCAUGAAGCGCGAGAAAAGUGCUUUUGAUCAUAUUAAUACGGAUUGGAACAUACAUGACGAUGGGUCAACGGACUUUUCAGACGACGAUACCGCUUUGAUGGAUGAAAGGAAGUCGCGUUCCAGACCUCCAAGCUUUGUUGGGGGCGAUUCACCGGUUGCGUUACGAUCGCGGUCAUCCACUUGCGAUUCGAUUCAGAGCGGUUCCAGUCCCAGUUCAAGUUGUAAUCCCAAUGCGGUCCGCGAUCAACGUCAAAUACCACCAAUCCCAUCAUCCGGAACAAGUCCGAAACAGUUCAACACAUCCGCAUCCUUCUCCUCGCAUUAUGCCAGUGGUACCAGCGGUUCUGUAUCAAAUGCCGUUGGUGUUGGUAGCUCUGCUCCUACAUCGGGAUCUAGUCCAAUAUCUAGCAGCUCCAGUGGCAUCUCCAGGCCGGGUGCUACAUCGUCCCAACUAUCAUCAUCCAGUGUGGCAGCGUUUAAUGUGUCUACCAGUAAAAAGCCAUCAUCUGUAAAUUUGGGAUCUUUGAAGAAACGCACGGCGCCGGCACCUCCUCCUACUACCUACGGGACAUUACCACAUGCUCCACGACAUUCGCAGAACUUAGACAAUGAGUUGUUCGGCGUUGCAUCGCAGCAUCAUGGUCUGCAUGGACUGCAUCACCAUCAUCCGGACAUGUAUAGUACAUUACCACAUUUGCGAGGAUCCGAUGCUGCGUCCAAUAGCAGUGCUUCGUCCGUACCCGCCGUGCUGUUGUCGAGCGAAAUGCGCGGAGGAUCAACUAAAUCGAUGCAGGCGCAGCUGCAGUUCGAUAACAAAAUUUUUGAUCGAUACGAACCGUAUGCUUCUUCAACCGCUACCACUAGCGUAGGUAGUGGCAGUCGUGAUCCAAAUUUCUUGAGUACCUUCACUGGAGGUCAUAAGCGCUCACCUAGCGGAGAAUCACUUGGGCGAAACUUAGCUGGUGCUAAACUAGUUCUGCCGCCUGCUGGGGAAAUUCCACAGCUGAAACCAGUGUCUAACCGUCCCAAACAACCGAUCCCUUCCCAGGUGGUUGGAACAAUAAUUGGCAAUUCAGAAAAAUUAAAUUCCAAUGGACAAUCGAAUGAAAGCUUGUCCUCUGUGGAUGAUGCAAUUGUUAUGCGACGAAAGGCCAAAGGUCCAACAGUAACUGCGGAGUACGAAACGAACAUGGAUGAAAUGAUGAAGGGAUCAGCUUAUCCCGACUAUGAUACUUCUGGUAUACGAGUAAACACGUUAGACAACUCGAUAGCGUCUUCGUCGUGUGGUAACGCCGAUUCUUCCAACAGUAGCUAUAGUCGCAACGAUAAGAGUGGCAGUACUGCCUCUGUUGGUUUAGAUUCCUUCAACUUGUCCAGUAGAAGUUUUACCGGAGCAUUGCGGCGAUGUCGAGCAUUGUACGAUUGUAAUGCUGAUAACGAUGAUGAGCUUGAGUUCAAGGAGGGCGAAGUAUUACUCGUAUUGAACGAACGAACCGACGAUGAGAAUUGGAUGGAAGGCCAAAUUGAAGGUGACAGCACGAGGCGUGGAAUGUUUCCGGUUAGUUUUGUACAAAUGAUGGACGAUUAA